Messenger RNA from Cynara cardunculus var. scolymus (artichoke), 4763 nucleotides. Its product is annotated as myosin-12-like. Gene Ontology annotation, cellular component: myosin complex; actin cytoskeleton; cytoplasm. Gene Ontology annotation, biological process: vesicle transport along actin filament; actin filament organization. The transcript is spliced from 37 exons. The coding region runs from base 70 to 4407 and encodes 1445 amino acids. NCBI's taxonomy places the organism in Eukaryota, Viridiplantae, Streptophyta, Magnoliopsida, Asterales, Asteraceae. The record is from RefSeq and is a predicted model, not a curated record. Gene Ontology annotation, molecular function: ATP binding; actin filament binding; microfilament motor activity.
ACUUACACGGGGAACAUUCUAAUAGCAGUAAACCCUUUCCGGAGAUUACCACAUUUGUAUGAUGUCCACAUGAUGGAGCAGUAUAAAGGGGCACCUUUCGGGGAGUUAAGCCCACAUCUUUUUGCCAUUGCAGAUGACUGCUACAGGGCAAUGAUUAACGAACAUGGAAGUCAAUCCAUCUUGGUGAGUGGAGAGAGUGGAGCAGGUAAAACAGAGACAACAAAAAUGUUGAUGAGAUACCUUGCUUUCAUGGGAGGCAGAUCAGGUACCGAAGGAAGAACAGUUGAACAACAAGUUCUGGAGUCUAACCCAGUUCUGGAAGCCUUUGGGAAUGCCAAAACCGUGAAGAACAACAAUUCCAGUCGUUUUGGUAAAUUCGUAGAGAUUCAAUUUGAUAAGCAAGGAAAGAUUUCCGGGGCUGCAGUUCGGACUUACCUGCUUGAAAGAUCACGCGUUUGCCAAGUCUCUGACCCAGAGAGGAACUACCAUUGUUUUUACAUGCUCUGUGCAGCACCCCCUGAGGAUGCCAAGAAGUUCAAAUUAGGAGACCCAAGAACGUUCCACUAUUUGAACCAAACUAAUUGCUAUGAAGUAGCAAACAUUGAUGAUGGAAGAGAGUAUUUGGAAACUCGAAAUGCUAUGGAUGUUGUGGGAAUCAACCAGGAGGAGCAGGAUGCAAUAUUCCGUGUCGUAGCUGCAAUUCUUCAUCUUGGAAAUGUUGAGUUCAUCAAGGGAAAGGAAUUUGAUUCUUCUCAAAUUAAAGAUGACAAGUCACUCUACCAUCUUCAUACAGCAGCAGAGCUACUCAUGUGUGAUGAGAAAGCACUUCAACAAUCAUUAUGUGAGCGUGUUAUUGUAACUCCUGAUGGGAACAUCACAAAACCGCUAGAUCCAGCAUCAGCUGCCUUGAGUCGUGAUGCCCUGGCAAAAACAGUUUACUCCAGACUUUUUGACUGGAUUGUAGACAAAAUAAACAAUUCAAUUGGUCAGGAUCCUACUGCAAAAAGCAUAAUUGGAGUCCUUGAUAUCUAUGGCUUUGAAAGCUUUAAAAUCAACAGUUUUGAGCAGUUAUGCAUUAACCUUACUAAUGAAAAGCUGCAACAGCAUUUUAAUCAGCAUGUAUUCAAGAUGGAGCAAGAAGAAUACACGAAGGAGGAAAUCAACUGGAGCUACGUAGAAUUUGUAGACAACCAAGAUGUUUUAGAUCUAAUUGAAAAGAAACCUGGGGGUAUCAUUGCUCUUCUUGAUGAAGCAUGCAUGUUUCCCAAGUCAACACAUGAGACAUUUGCUCAGAAGAUGUACCAGACAUAUAACUCACACAAAAGGUUUAGCAAGCCAAAACUUUCAAGAACAAACUUCACAAUCAACCAUUAUGCAGGAGAUGUUACUUACCAAGCUGAUCACUUCCUGGACAAGAACAAGGAUUAUGUCGUAGCAGAACAUCAAGCUCUAUUAAAUGACUCAAGUUGCACUUUUGUAGCAAAUCUCUUCCCACCAUUAGAAGAAACAUCUAAGCAAUCCAAGUUCUCUUCCAUUGGAACUCGGUUCAAGCAACAACUACAAUCUCUAAUGGAAACCCUGAGCACAACAGAGCCACAUUACAUCAGAUGUGUGAAGCCUAAUACAGUUUUGAAGCCAGGAAUAUUUGAAAAUGACAAUGUUUUGAAUCAACUAAGAUGUGGAGGUGUACUAGAAGCAAUUAGGAUAAGCUGUGCUGGGUAUCCAACAAAAAGAACUUUUGACGAAUUCCUGGAACGGUUCGGAAUGUUGGCUCCAGAUGUUCUAGAUGGGUCUGAUGAGAAGUCAGCAUGUGUAGCAAUUUGUGACAGAUUUGGAUUAAAGGGGUAUCAGAUAGGGAAAAGCAAGGUUUUCCUUAGGGCCGGACAGAUGGCUGAAUUAGAUGCACGAAGAACAGAAGUUCUAGCAACAGCAGCAAGAAGAAUUCAGAGGCAAAUCCGAACAUAUCUCACACGUAAAGAAUUUAUUAUCCUUAGAAGGGCCACAAUCAAUAUGCAAAAGCACUGGAGAGCAAGACUUGCACGCAAACUGUAUGACUACUUAAGGAAGGAAGCUGCAUCCAUCCGCAUACAAAAGCAUACUCGUGGAGGUGCAGCAAGAAUAUCAUACAAGCUUUUACAGGGAGCUGCAAUAUCUAUUCAAACUGGGUUUAGAGCAAUGGCUGCACGGGAUGAGUACAGACGCAGAAGAAGGAACAAGGCUGCAACUAUAGUUCAGACUCAAUGGCGGAGAUUCUAUGCUCUUUCUGCAUAUAAGCAUCAGAAGAAAGCAAGUCUUACACUUCAAUGUCUGUGGAGAUCAAAGGUAGCAAGGAAGGAAUUAAGAAUGCUGAAGAUGGCUGCGCGAGAUGCUGGGGCCCUUAGAGAAGCCAAGGACAAGCUGGAGAAGCGUGUUGAAGAGCUAACAUGGAGAUUAGAUUUUGAAAAACAUUUGAGGGUUGAUCUUGAAGAAGCGAAGGGGCAAGAAAUCACAAAGUUGCAGAAUGCUUUGCAAGAAAUGCAAGGAAGACUGGAUGAAGCGCACAACCAAAUCCUUCAUGAGAAAGAAGAGGCAAAAAUAGCAAUUGAACAAGCCCCUCCAGUCAUCAAAGAAGUACCAGUUGUAGACAACACCAAAGUGGACGAACUGGCUAGUCAUAAUCAUAAACUGGAGGAUGAAAUUCUAGAGCUGAAGAAGAGAGUUGAAGAAUUUGAGCAGAGGUACUGUGACGUUGAAAAUGAGAGCAAGGCUAGACUUAAGGAGUUAGAGGAAUCACAAGUUAAAAUUUCAGGCCUUCAGGAUUCCAUUGAGAGGUUAGACGCAAACUUGUCCAAUCUCGAAUCAGAAAAUCAGGUUUUGCGCCAGCAAGCAUUGGUUUCUUCAACAAACGAGGAGCUCACUGAAGAAACUGAACACCUCAGAAGCAAGAUCAAGGAAUUAGAGUGGGAGAAUGAACUCCUCCGUAACCAAAAAAUGGUUGUGGAGCAGAUAACCACCCCUGAAAAGGUAUUGCUGCAACUACAGAGUUUGGAUAAUGGACAUGAAACGAAGGAUAACUUUGAAACACCAAAUAUGGAGCAAGAAAAGACAAAGGAAUCGGACAACACUGUGUCCUUCCUAACAAAACAAAAAUCACUAACGGACAGGCAGCAGGAAAAUCACGAUGUUUUGAUCAAGUGUCUUCUGGAAGAUAAGCGAUUUGACAAGACCAGACCUGUUGCUGCAUGCAUUGUGUACAAAACAUUAGUUCAGUGGAGAUCCUUUGAGGCAGAGAAAACACAUAUAUUUGAUAGGAUUAUUCACACAAUUAGAUCUUCCAUAGAGACUCAGGAUAAAAUCAAAGAUUUAGCAUAUUGGCUAUCAACAACUUCAACUCUUUUAUUCCUACUACAAAGUACAAUCAAGGCAAGUGGUUCACCCUAUAAGUCUCCACAUCGUAACCGCGCCUCACCCACCACAUUGUUUGGCCGAAUGACACAAGGUUUCCAUGCAUCUCCUAUGGCCAUGGGUAUCUCUAGUGGGUAUAGUGGAAUGGAAGGGAAGCCAAGUGCACAAUGCAAAAUAGAGGCAAAGUAUCCUGCACUUCUGUUCAAGCAACAUCUAACAGCCUGUGUGGAAAAAUUGUAUGGAAUGAUCCGUGAUAGCUUGAAGAAAGAGAUAAGUCCAUUUCUGAAUUCAUGUAUACAGGCACCGAGAUCUACAAGGGUCAGACCAACAAGAGGGGCAACAAGAAAUAUUCUUUCAAAUAUUGUGGCAAAACAACAGGCAUCAAGCAUACAUUGGCAAAGCAUUGUUAAUAGCUUGGAUAACACCUUGCACAUUCUGUCUGAAAAUUAUGUCCCUUCAAUCAUCACAAGGAAAAUUUUCAGUCAGGUAUUCUCAUUCAUAGAUGUGCAGUUCUUCAAUAGCUUACUGCUUCGGCGUGAAUGCUGCUCUUUUAGCAACGGAGAAUAUGUAAAGUCAGGUUUGCAUGAACUUGAACAUUGGUGCAAGAAAGCAACAGAUCAGUUUUCUGGAUCAUCAUGGGAUGAGUUACAACACAUAAGGCAAGCUGUUGGGUUGCUGGUAUCACACCAAAAGACUCAAAAAUCCAUGGAGGAGAUCACAAAUGAACUCUGCCCGGUACUGAGUGUUCCACAAAUAUAUCGUAUUGGAACUAUGUUUUGGGAUGACAAAUAUGGAACUCAAGGAUUAUCUCAAGAGGUAAUUGGCAAGAUGAGAUCACUAAUGGCAGAAGAUUCAAUCAGCAUGCCCAACAAUUCUUUCUUGCUUGAUGUGGAUUCCAGCAUACCAUUCUCUUUGGAAGAAAUAUCCCAAUCUUUCCAUGAUAUCGACUUAUCUGAUAUCGAUCCACCACCCCUCCUCCGUCAGAGAUCAGAUUUUCAUUUCCUGCUGCAGCAAAUAGAUUGAAACUGUUGGUUUAUACAAAAAGUUAACAGAAGAAUGCCGAACUCCGCUGUAAUUGAUUGAUUGCAGAUCCCAUUUUGUUUCAACGGGAGCCGUAGUAUGAUAACAUGAGUGCUAAGAAGGUGAUUUUGGUUUUCAUUCAAAAUUUCAGGUGAGAAGUUGACAUUUUUUAAUUUAUUACAGAGUGAUAUUGGAAGUGUGGUUUCUCAAAGUGAUUGUUGUAAAGAAGACAGAACUGAUAUUUUUGAAGAUAAGCGAGAGAUGUGUAAAAGAUAACUUGUAUUUUCAAGAUCUGUGAGCGUGUGUAGAAGAUGUUUGUUAACAAGAUGAUAUGUCAUUGUAUCUGUUUUCAAUUGUCC